AUGGAUGGCGCCGGCGCUAAGGGUAUGAUGUGGUCGCGCGCUCUGAUCUCUCAGGAAGUGCACGACGCUGAAACGUGCGCGGUGAAUAACCAACGAAACGCGAGAUUUCUGCGCCAGAAAGAGCUCCUCGAACAGAAGCAACGCCAGAAACGGCUACAAAGUGCGACUCUGAUUCAAGCGACCGAUGUACGGAAUCGUCGCCGACCUCUGUCCGGUUUCGGCUCGAAGACCGAUCUCAUAGAUGGGGAUUAUCAUGAUUCCGAGGCUGUUCGGGUUCACGGGAAAUUCGGGAGUGUGGACGACCUGGAUAAAUCACCAAGUCCUGAAACUCAGGACGAAGACGGGAAACCUGAAUUCAUGGUUCGGAAAACCAGAGCGUUGAGCCUAGUUCCGCAUGCUUCCCCAGACCGCUUCCAGGAGCGACGAGUUUCGGGUGAUUCAGCGGAGACGCCGGUGGACAAUCGAACAGCUCAGGUCGCCGAUGUCAACCACGGCGAAGGGGCACAGGACCAAGGCUUCGAUCGCGACGAUCUCGGUGCGCUCGAGAAGCUCAUCAAAGACGACAUCCUGGAUUUCGUUUCGGAACCGUGCCCGCGGAACGUGACUGUCCGGUGUAGAGUCACGCGCGACCGCAAGGGAAUGGAUCGGAAUCUCUAUCCAACGUAUUACUUACAUUUGGAACGGGCCGGACAGAAAAAACUAUUUCUACUUGCCGGUAGAAAACGUAAACGUAGCGCGACUUCCAACUAUCUGAUCUCGUAUGACCCAACCGAUUUGUCGCGGAAUGGGGAGUCCUUCGUGGGGAAAGUUCGCUCGAACAUGUUGGGAACCGCGUUCACGACCUACGACAGUGGCGAAAACCCGAAAAAAGCCAAAUCCAACGGUAACCUCAAUCGCAGUGAGACAGCGCUCGUCGUCUACGAGACGAACCUUUUGGGCUUCAAGGGUCCGCGUAAAAUGUGCGUCGCAGUUCCGGAGCUCGACGAGAACUACAAACGCAAAACUGUGCAGCCGACUUGCGAAGAGGAAACGCUCUACGAGAGGUUCAAAGCCGCGAAGGUCGAUGAUCUUCUCGUUCUCAAGAACAAGAAUCCCGUGUGGAACGAAGAGACUCAAUCUUUCGUCUUGAAUUUUCACGGACGGGUUAAUCAAGCGUCGGUGAAGAAUUUCCAGCUUAUCGAAGAGUCGGACCCUGAAUAUAUCUGCAUGCAAUUCGGUCGAGUUAAGGAGGACCAUUUUUCGCUUGACUACAGUUAUCCAUUUUGCGCUAUUCAAGCCUUCUCGAUCGCACUCAGCAGCUUCGACUCGAAAUUGGCAUGUGAAUAA
Molecule: messenger RNA, 1326 nt
Organism: Galendromus occidentalis (western predatory mite)
Lineage: Eukaryota; Metazoa; Arthropoda; Arachnida; Mesostigmata; Phytoseiidae
Product: tubby-related protein 3-like
Exons: 1
Coding region: 1-1326 (441 amino acids)
Biological process (GO): protein localization to cilium
Cellular component (GO): cilium
Source: RefSeq, a predicted model, not a curated record